AUCAAAUUAACUGUUUAUGCUUUUGCAUUUCUACUCUUCAAUUGGAAAAUUAAGAUUAAUUGUUGUUUUUUUUUCUCCAUUUAAUUAAUUGUUCCAUUACCAUCUACAUCUUUGUUAACUAUUCCUUUCAAUUCCUUUUAAAUUCUUUCAUCUCUAAUAUAUUUCUCUUUUCGUCUCACUUUGUAUAUUUUCCAAUCUCUCUUUUUUUUUAUCUCUUUUUUUGCUCUUCUAUUUUACCUAUUGUGUGUUUGGUAUCAUGUUGGUAACAUAUUCAUAUGGUUUAACAAGGUUCCUCGAGGAAAAUAGUUACACUGUGUGACCAUGAAUUGGUGAAAAUAUCUAUCCAUUUGUAUAUUAUAAUUGUGUUUAAUUGCCAAUGUCAAUCUUGACCUUAUUCUUGUCACCAAAUUGAUUUCCAUUCACCAGCUAUAAUUACUUCUUCCAAUUUGAUUACAUUAAAUUGACGUAAUUGAAAAUUCUCGGUGCAAAGAAAAAACGAAAAAAAAUUCUAUUCUUUUUUCUUGUUUACCCAAUGUGAUUGACCUUUUCUCGGUUGUUUAUUUCUUUUGUUUUAAAAAGGAAGUAGAGAGACAAACAUAGAGAGAGAUGGGCCUGUGUAUUUGUCGAGAUUGGUUGAUUAAAAAACGAAGCUCAUUCUCUUCUGAAAGAGAUUUAGAAGAUGAUUAUUCCACAAACGGUUCUCGAGUUCGUCGAGAUAGUAACGAAGGAGGUGAUGGUUCUAUUAUUAAUUCCACUCAUCAUCAUCAUCAUCGACGGCAUCAUCGUCGUCAUACCGAACGCACUAGUGAUCAUGUUAUCGAUCACCUUAUACUAGAUACUCCAAAUAUGAUCAGAACUUACCUAGAAUUUGGAACUCAAUUACCUCCUUCAAUGAUACUAAUUCAUUCAUUCGCAGAAACCGAACGAGGUUGGAUCUAUGUAAUUAAAUCGAUGAUUAAAAAUAUUCCCAUAGAAAAUCCUCUUGGAUCAGCAGCGAUUUUACUCCUUCUAGAUGAAUGUCCACUUCCUACCAAGGAAUCUAUUAUUAAAUUGACGAGUGUAUUAAAUUUAAAGAAUUCAUCAAUUAAAUCAAAUAAAACACUAACCCGCCAUCGUAAUAUUUGCGUUAUGCUUGGAUCGUUGGCCGAAAGACUUGCUGGUCCAAAUAGUAUCGCCAUUCUAACUCCAACCGUCUUAAAGUAUCUCAUCAAUAAUCUUAAUCCGAAAAAUCAUCCGUUAAUCAUCCUCUUCUCUUUAAUUGCUUUGGAAAAAUUUGCUCAAACCAGUGAAAAUAAGCUUACAAUCCAUAACAAAAUCCAAUCUCUACCAGAUAAUCCACUCUUGGUACUAGAGAAAUGGACAGAUGACCCUAACUUUGAUCGCCAACAAGUUGGUUUUUGUGCCCAAUGGUCACUGGAUAAUAUUUUUAUCCAAGAUGAUCGACCUUUUGCUUACGAAAAUAUUGAUAGAAAAAAUCUCAAUGUUCUAUUAAAUUCAAAGGAUACAAGUGAAUAUUUAAAGAUCUCACCUAAUGGACUAAUUGCUCGAUGUGAUUCAGCUUCAUUUGAAAGUGUUCGUUGUACAUUUCAAGCGGACGAAGGAGUUUGGUACUAUGAGGUUACCCUUGUCACCAGCGGUGUCAUGCAAAUUGGAUUUGCUACCAAAAAUAGUAGAUUCCUUAAUCAUGAAGGUCAUGGUAUCGGUGAUGAUGAAUAUUCACUUGCCUAUGAUGGUUGUAGACAAUUAAUUUGGCACAAUGCUCAUCCCUAUCAAUCUAAAUACGGCUCUUGGAAACAAGGUGAUACAAUCGGUUGUCUAUUAGAUUUGGAUAAUCAACGGAUUAUAUUUUCUCUAAAUGGUGUCCCAAAGCCUCCAUGUACUCAGGUUUUUCAAAAUGCAACGAAAGGUUUCUUUGCUGCGGCGAGUCUAAUGUCAUUCCAAGAGUGUAUUUUUAAUUUUGGUCGUGAACCUUUCAAAUAUCCUCCGAUUGGUGUUAAAUUUAAGUGUUUCAACGAUCAUGCCAAUCCAACGGAAGAAGAGAAAAUCAUUUAUCCAAGAUUUUUAAUCUUACGAAAUCUACACAAAAGUUCAUUGCGUGAAGAUUGUUGCACUUUGUGCUGUGAAAAUGUGGCCGAUAUCAUGUUACUUCCGUGUAAACAUGACGGGUUUUGUUUUACCUGUGCAAAUAUAUUAGAAUUUUGUCCAAUGUGCCGAUCAGAUAUUCAAGAACGAGUCCAACAAGAGAUUGUUGAUUCAACAAUAAUCGAUGAUAAAGAAGAGAAAUUAGAUGAACCAGUGGAAAUUGAUGAUUCUAAUCAAAAGAAAUUAGGAUUACAUAAUAAUACAAUAAUGACCUUACAACAAACUGUCCCAUGAAAUAUUCAUCUCAUGAUUCAUGAAGCUUUUGGUCAAUUCAUUUGAUUUCAGAGGAAAAGUUCCAUUUUCAACCUGACUGACGCACUUUUUUCACCAGUAAAUCAAUACCAAUCAUCAUCAGAAGAAGAAGAAAAAACAAAAAUAAAGUGACCAACGAUUGAGAAAAAUGAUCAUAUA
This is a messenger RNA of Panonychus citri (citrus red mite), 2553 nucleotides long. Its product is annotated as RING finger and SPRY domain-containing protein 1-like. The record is from RefSeq and is a predicted model, not a curated record. Gene Ontology annotation, molecular function: protein binding; ubiquitin-protein transferase activity. The transcript has 10 exons. Gene Ontology annotation, cellular component: cytoplasm. Lineage: Eukaryota; Metazoa; Arthropoda; Arachnida; Trombidiformes; Tetranychidae. The coding region runs from base 607 to 2376 and encodes 589 amino acids.